Molecule: messenger RNA, 3099 nt
Organism: Asparagus officinalis (garden asparagus)
Lineage: Eukaryota; Viridiplantae; Streptophyta; Magnoliopsida; Asparagales; Asparagaceae
Product: phosphatidylinositol 4-phosphate 5-kinase 9-like
Exons: 10
Coding region: 281-2773 (830 amino acids)
Biological process (GO): phosphatidylinositol metabolic process
Molecular function (GO): 1-phosphatidylinositol-4-phosphate 5-kinase activity; ATP binding
Source: RefSeq, a predicted model, not a curated record
ACACCCACGAGCAAAAAAAAAAAAAAAAAAAAAAAACCCUAAAUCUCUCAUUGAGCUCUCGCCCUCUCGCGCUCUCUCUCGAUUCACUUGCAGGAAUCUGAAGCAAUUUCAUCAAUUUCAAGAAUUCAAAUCGCCCGCAAAUUGAGAUGGAAUUGGGUUUACAUUCUCCAAAAUUUCAAAUCCUAGCGUCUUUAGCAUCCUUUGGGGAGUUAUUCUUGCACUGUCUGGACAAUUGAACUCUUACUUCUGCUAAGGGACUGACCCCUCUGGGGGAUUAUGCAUGUCAGUCCCUGUGGUCACCGAUGAUCAUAACAAAGGGGCAUCUUGCUCAGGAAGAGCUAGGUUAUGUCAUGAUGUCAGUUGUAUCAGUGAAAAAGCGCUCUCAUUUCAUUCAGCCAAUGGACAAGCUUCUCCUUUAUCUAGUGAAACAGUUGGCCUUAGGGUUGGCGAACUUCUACUUCCAAAUGGCGACUGGUAUUCUGGGACACUAUUGGCGAACAUGCCAGAGGGACAAGGCAAGUAUGUGUGGUCAGAUGGCUGCAUAUAUGAAGGUGAGUGGAAAAGAGGGAUGAGACAUGGUAAUGGAAAGAUUUCAUGGCCAUCUGGAGCUGUUUAUGAAGGAGAAUUUUCUGGAGGGUAUAUGCAUGGUACCGGUUGCUACAGUGGAGCUGAUCGUUUGAUGUACAAAGGACGGUGGAAACUAAAUCUUAAACAUGGAUUGGGGUAUCAGACUUAUCCUAACGGGGAUUUCUUUGAAGGUUCUUGGAUUCAGGGAGUGAUAGAAGGUCCAGGUAAAUAUGUAUGGGCCAACGAAAAUGUUUAUGUUGGUAAUAUGAAAGGAGGAAAAAUGUCAGGGAAGGGAACUCUUACUUGGAAAAAUGAAGACGUGUUUGAAGGAAACUUCUUGAAUGGCAUGAUGCAUGGCUUUGGAGUCUAUUCAUGGAGUGAUGGUGGGUGCUAUGUUGGAACCUGGACCAGGGGCUUGAAGGAUGGUAAAGGAUCCUUUUAUCCUAAAGGAAGCAAGGUUCCAGCUGUACAGGAGGUUUAUAUUAAUGCUUUAAGAAAUAGAGGGCUAUUACCUGAUUUAAAAAGACAAAAUCAUGCAUCACGGAUCCUUCAUGCUUCUUCUGUCGAUAUGGGAAACAUGAAGGUUAAUGAAAAUCAAGGAUCAAAUAGUGGCUCAUCAGAAAAUUUUCCUAAAGUCAACCUUAUAAAUUAUGAACAGUCUCGGAACAAGAAUGUUUCUUUGGAACGUCGUUGGAGCCUUGAAGUGGCUAUUGAAAAAGUUAUUGGGCAUGACAUAUCAUUGUUUACUGGAGAAUCUGCUAGCGAUGAAAAAGUUACUGUUGCAAAUGUGCCCAUACUAGAACGGGAAUAUGUGCAAGGUGUUCUUAUCAGUGAGCUAGUAGUCAAUAAUAACUUUUCAUCAUCUAGAAGAGAAAAAAGGCGUCAUAAGAAGCUGGCGAAGGACAUUAAAAAGCCAGGGGAGACCAUUAUUAAGGGACACAGAAGUUAUGAUCUAAUGCUUAGUUUGCAGCUUGGAAUCAGGUAUACAGUAGGUAAGAUAACCCCAAUUCAGAGACGAGAAGUUCGUGCAUCUGAUUUUGGUCCUCGAGCAAGCUUUUGGAUGGAUUUUCCUAAAGGAGGUUCACAGCUAACACCUUCCCACCGUUCAGAAGAUUUUAAGUGGAAAGACUACUGCCCAAUGGUGUUCAGAAAUUUACGAGAGUUGUUCAAGAUUGAUGCUGCAGAUUACAUGAUGUCCAUUUGUGGUAGUGCUGCACUCAGAGAGCUCUCUUCCCCCGGGAAGAGUGGCAGUGUGUUUUUCCUUUCUCAAGAUGAUCGCUUCAUGAUUAAGACCCUCCGUAAAUCCGAAGUGAAGGUUUUGUUGCGGAUGCUUCCUAUCUACUACCAUCAUGUGCGCACGUAUGACAAUACACUGAUAACUAAGUUUUUUGGUCUGCACAGGGUUAUACCCUCUAGCGGACAAAAGUUCCGGUUCGUUGUCAUGGGAAACAUGUUUUGUACAGAACUAAGAAUUCAUAGAAGAUUUGACUUGAAAGGAUCAUCACUUGGUCGUUCUUCCAAGAACAUCGAAAUUGAUGAGAAUACAACCCUUAAAGAUUUGGAUCUAAACUAUUCUUUCUAUUUGGAACCUUCUUGGAGAGAUGCUCUACUGAAGCAGAUUGAGAUUGAUAGUAAAUUCUUGGAAUCACAGUGUAUAAUGGACUACAGCCUCUUGUUGGGUGUGCAUUAUCGGGCUCCCGAACAUCUGCAAACUGGUGUAUCAUUUCGUCGAAGUUUGACAGGAGAUGGACUGACUAUCGUUUCAGAGGAAGAUGCUCAAGAGGAUGAGAUAUUUAACUACCCGCAAGGCCUUGUUCUGGUUCCUCAUGGAAGCAGUGAAAACAGUUUUGUUGUGGGUCCUCAUAUACGUGGUAGCCGCCUCAGAGCAUCAGCUGCUGGUGAUGAGGAAGUAGAUCUCCUACUUCCUGGUACAGCUAGACUUCAGAUCCAACUUGGAGUUAAUAUGCCAGCAAGGGCAGAGCUCAUUCCAGCCCAGGAUGAAACCCAGGCUUUCCAUGAAGUUUAUGAUGUCGUGCUCUACCUUGGGAUCAUUGAUAUAUUGCAGGCGUAUGACAUGAACAAGAAAAUAGAGCAUGCAUACAAAUCUAUUCAGUUUGAUUCUCUCUCCAUCUCAGUAGUGGAUCCGGAGUUUUACUCCAAACGCUUCUUGGAUUUUAUCCAAACCGUGUUUCCUGAAAAUCCUUAGGAAGUUCACACCCUCAUCAGUAGUCUCAUGAGAAUCAACUUCUUGAUAAUGGAUUGUGACUUCAGAUAUCAGCUUCUGAAGAUUUUGUUGUAUAAAAAGUGAUUCUUGGCCCCACCAAAAAAGAACGAAAGAAUUACAGUCUCAAACUUGAAUCCAAAGUGUUGUAUUUUUCUUUCUUCUUUUUUUCCCUGUAUUCCCCCCCAUUUGAUGUUUCUAUGAACACUAAUCUGUAAUAUCAGUUGAGACGAUUACUGCUGGAGCCAAUAAACAUUGUACACUGGAAUAAUUUGAAUAGAAUCUUAAUGGCGUGUGAAUUUUCUUAUUCA